Solea senegalensis (Senegalese sole) is the source of this 945-nucleotide messenger RNA. RefSeq names its product calponin-1-like. Gene Ontology annotation, biological process: actomyosin structure organization. The coding region runs from base 91 to 852 and encodes 253 amino acids. NCBI's taxonomy places the organism in Eukaryota, Metazoa, Chordata, Actinopteri, Pleuronectiformes, Soleidae. The record is from RefSeq and is a predicted model, not a curated record. The transcript has 6 exons. Gene Ontology annotation, molecular function: actin binding.
CCUCUAAUCUUUCCUCAGCUUGCAGGGAAGUACGACCCCCACAAGGAGGAAGAGCUGCGGCUGUGGAUCGAGGAUUUGACCGGGAAGAAGAUGGGAGACCACUUCAUGGAGAGCCUGAAGGACGGAGUCCUGCUGUGCGAACUGAUUAACGUGAUGCAGCCGGGUUCUGUGAAAAGGAUCAACCACUCCCCUCAAAACUGGCACCAGCUGGAAAACAUCGGGAAUUUUGUCCGCGCGAUCACGGACUUCGGCCUGAGGCCACACGACAUCUUUGAGGCCAACGAUCUGUUUGAGAACGUGAACCACACUCAGGUCCAGUCCACACUCAUCGCUCUGGCUGGAAUGGCCAAGUCCAAAGGCUUCCAGUCCAAAUACGACUUAGGGGUGAAGUACGCCGAGAAGCAGCAGCGUCGCUUUGCUCCGGAGAAGCUGAAGGAGGGACGCAACGUCAUAGGCCUGCAGAUGGGCACCAACAAGCUUGCCAGCCAAAAGGGCAUGACGUCAUACGGCACACGGCGCCAUUUGUAUGACGCCAAGAUAGGCAUGGACAACCCAGUGGACCAGUCUACCAUCAGCCUACAGAUGGGCACCAACAAAGGAGCCAGCCAGUCCGGCAUGACGGCUCCAGGGACCAGGAGACACAUCUUUGACAAGAAGCUGGAGCUGGAGAACUGUGACACCACCACCAUCUCUCUGCAGAUGGGCACCAACAAAGUGGCCUCGCAGAAGGGCAUGACCACCUACGGCCUGCCGCGCCAGGUGUUUGACAACAAGUACUGCGCCAACCCCACUGAGCCCUGCGACAACGGCAGUGAGCUGGAGUUUGACGGCUACAACCAGUACUCCGACUAAAGUGUGACUGUAUGAGAACACGGACAGCUGCACCGCUCCACAACUGACUUUUAUUUAACACUGAUUGAUAUCAAUGUCGUCUUUACUGCCCUU